Molecule: messenger RNA, 1155 nt
Organism: Rhizophagus irregularis DAOM 181602=DAOM 197198
Lineage: Eukaryota; Fungi; Glomeromycota; Glomeromycetes; Glomerales; Glomeraceae
Source: RefSeq, a predicted model, not a curated record
AUGUCAUCAAAUGAUACUCCAUAUAAUCCAGCUGAAGAAACAAUUAAUUCAAUUCUCACUGGAUUACUUCCAGUAUUGAUAUUUGGUCUGUUUAAUGGUUUUGAAGAUGAUAAAAAAAAGAUAAUAUCCAUGAUAAAUAUAUUUGAUGAUUUUGUCAUAUUUGCGUCUAUUACCAUAUACCCUUUGAUCACAGCAUUUGAAUGGUAUCAAUAUUAUACUAAGUCUAACAAAAUAAUGGUUAUUAGAAUUUACAUCAUUGCAGCAAUAUUUGGAAUAAUUUCAUACAGCUUUUUCUUGUUUAUUCGAUACAAAAGCAAAAUAAUUGGAGUUAAAGAAAAUGAAAACAACGAACAAAAAAACGAAGAAAAGAAAAAAAAAAUAGAAGAGGAAAGAAAUGAUGAAACAAGUAUAAGUCUUGAUGAAGCAAAUGAAAAUAAAGAUAAUGAGAGAGAAAACAAUGAAGAUGGGAGGAAAAUAAAACAUAUACUAGUUAAUGAAAUUUUAGUUUGUUUCUUCUUUAUAAUACUAACCAUUAUACCAGUUUUUGGGUAUACCACCUUCGUCAAAGGUGAUCUUGAGGAUAAUGGUGUUUCAAACGUUGACAUUAAAUACGUAAGUAAUUAUUGCACAAAAAUCUUUGGAGUUAACAAAUGCAACAGUUUGAGGAUAGCAAAUAUCAUAGUAUAUGUUUGUAGUAUCGGAUUACACAUUUUACAGCUGAUUUAUAUCUGUUAUAAAGCAAGAUUAUACAAACUACACAAACGUGAAAAUAAAAUUUUGAGAUGGUUCACAAGUAUUUUAAAACAUAUCAAUAUAAUUACAUUAAUUGUUUAUCCAGCUAUUAUAUCGGGAUAUUUAAUUAGCACCAACCUUAUUACUACAAAAAUAGCCUUUGGAAUUUGUACUAUAUCUUUUACUAGAUUAGUUAACCAUUUUAAUGAAAAACCUGAAAAAGUCAAUACAUUAAUCUCUUUUUAUCUGAAUAGCAAUAAUACCAAUAAUUAUACAGCUAAAGAACAAAUAGAAAAGGAUAUUGAAGAUUUAACAAAAAAGUUAAAUGACAAAAUAGGCGAAUUGAAAGAACUAAAAAAGGGUGAUGGAAGAACAAAGGACGAAAAAGAAUAUAUUCUCAAUAUACUGAAUAGUCUUUUAUAA